UUCAACCAAGUACCCCGAUGAUGCCUGUAUAGCAUGAUGCAGGGCUAAGCCUGAGCCUCCGAUGGAUGUGGGCGGACUUACAAUGGGAUCAUCCCCUCCUCUUGUCUUAGUAGUGCAGUCAGGAGCUGCUCUAUCCAUUCAGCAUCAGCUCCCAACAUCUGCAGUAAGAGGAAUGAGGGGAAUUUCCAUAGACAUGAUCUGCUGAGAGGGCCGUCGGGGAGAGAGGAUGGUCGGUGGCUCUGGCUCCUGGGAACGCCACUGUCUGGGAUGUAUCCAGAAGUCCGGCUGCAGUUUGACAAUCUGAAGUGCACGUCAACUGGGGUAACUUGUGAGACUUUGCUGACCGUCACCCCAGCUGGAAUGGCUGAAUGAAGGCAGAAGAGAUGAAAUCAGGGACAAUGUCAGGUUGGAGGGGACACUUGAUGUGUGACAGGAAAUAAAACCGAGACACUGAAAGAUUGCCCUACACCUCCGAAAGGACAUCUGCUGCCUCACCUUCUUGCCAAGGUUCAAGGUUGGAUAUUAAAUUAAACAUGAGGUGGCAACACGUACUUCUACUGGUGGUCUACUUAGAUCCCUUUGGCCUCAUUUAUGAAUGCCAAGCUGCAGCGAAGGCAAAAGGUAACAAAACUCAAGGUCCACCUAAGAGAGCAGGCAACCCCAAAGUGAAGGAACUAAACACCACGGCUGUGCCCCUACAGGUCACCACCAGGAAGGUGAAGAGCCCAGUUGUACUGCCAUAUGACAGAUGUUUAGGCUAUUAUGACGUCAGUGGCCAGUGGGACAAAGAGUUUGACUGUAACCACACCACCCAUCCGUACUGCUGCGGGACAUGUUCUUUACGGUACUGCUGUGAACAGCGAGGCAAAAGACUGGAUCAAAUUGCUUGCAAGAAGUGGAUCUGGGUCGUGACCACCAGACCAAAUAACGUCAUGGUAGAGGUGGACGCUUACGACCCCCUCAACGACAAAACCAACACCACUGUCUUCAUCACCUGUGGGGUAAUCACCUUCAUCUUUGUUGUGGGAGUUGUUGCUAAAGUGGCUUAUGACAAAGCAAGACGCCCACCUCGGGAAAUGAACAUCCACAGGGCCCUUGCGGACAUUUUGAUACAACAGGGGCCGAUCCCCAUCCCGCACUGUGAACGAGAGACCAUCCCAGCUGUCGAUAACUCUCCCAAGGAGAACACACCAGUCCGGACCUCGAAGAACCAGUACACGCCGGUACGGACCACCAAGACAGGAACAGGACACUACGGAAAAGACAUCUACCGGAGCGGAGGGCCUGACCUACAUAACUUCAUCUCGUCUGGCUUUGUGACCCUGGGACGAGGACAUCUUAAGGGCGACCAUCAACAAAAUUACAAUCACCUCGUGCUCAACAACUCGGCCCAGACGCCGACAAAUGAGAUCCAAUCCCGGGAGGGGCAGGUGCUGCGUGUAAUUGAGCGCACAUUCCUGUGGGAGGACGCGGCUGCGGCUGGACAUGGUUACACUGAGACCCGAAUGUGCGCAUCCUUGCGGGUCCGGGGUGCCUGCACUUGGACGCACACUGUCUGCGCUCAGGUGGGGCACCUGGAAAAAGGAAGGCAAAGCCAAAACUUCUCCCGCUCCUUCCAGAACCUCUCCCACCUGCCGCCGUCCUACGAAUCCGCCACGAAGACCAAUCCAAGUAAAUAUUCCUCUCUGAAGCGUUUAAUUGAUAAGGAGGCCGAUGACUAUUAUAUGAGAAGGCGACACCUCCCGGAUCUGGCCGCGCGGGGGACGCUUCCGCUGAACGUCAUCAAAAUGACUCAGGACCAGUCGAACUACAGAGAGCGGCCCAGGAGGCCCGUGCGCGCCAUGUCUCAGGACAGGGUCUUGUCCCCGGAGAAGAACAUGCCCGAGGAAGGGUACGGCUUGCCCUACGACCGCAUCUUGUCCGACGAGCAGCUUUUGUCUGCCGAACGUCUGCACUCUCAGGAUCCCCUGCUCUCCCCGGACAAGGCCAUGACCCUGAAGAGGUCCGAGUUCCAGUCCGAGAAGUCCAUGUCAAGAGCCAUUUCUCAAACCGAUGUCUUUGUUUCCACGCCAGUACUGGAUCGUUACCGGAUGACAAAGAUGCACUCCCAUCCCAGUGCCUCAAAUAACUUGUAUAACACGCUGGGCGUCAACCAGACGGCCGCCAAGCGUCAAGCCUUUGCUUCCCGGAGGCACAACACGGUCGAACAACUGCACUAUAUUCCAGGGCAUCACCAACAGUACCGCACAGCUAGCAAAACAGAAGUGACUGUUUGAUAAAAAAACUUAACAAAAAAAAAGAUUAAAAAUGAAAA
This is a messenger RNA of Nanorana parkeri, 2314 nucleotides long. RefSeq names its product shisa family member 6 (gene SHISA6). Gene Ontology annotation, biological process: regulation of short-term neuronal synaptic plasticity; regulation of AMPA receptor activity. Lineage: Eukaryota; Metazoa; Chordata; Amphibia; Anura; Dicroglossidae. The transcript is spliced from 8 exons. Gene Ontology annotation, cellular component: postsynaptic membrane; AMPA glutamate receptor complex; postsynaptic density. Bases 534 to 2276 code for a protein of 580 amino acids. The record is from RefSeq and is a predicted model, not a curated record.